GAGCAGACUGACUCAGUCACUGAACAGGGAGAGGGAGUGAGAAGACAAAGCCGUCAAAACCCCAGUAGCUUUCUUUUUCUCCAGCCCAGAGCAGACACCGGAGCUCCGAGGUACUCCCUCCAUCUUUGGAACACGCUCAUAAUUCAUCGAUAACAGGAAGUUAUGAGGGACCCUGUGAGUAGCCAGUACAGCUCCUUUCUUUUCUGGAGGAUGCCCAUUCCAGAACUGGAUCUGUCGGAGCUGGAAGGCCUGGGUCUAUCAGAUACAUCCACCUACAAGAUCAAGGACAGCAGCGUUGGCAAAAUGACGGGGCAAGCAACCGGAGCAGAACAGGAGAAAAACCCUGAAGGCGAUGCCCUCCUUGAGUACAGCACCUUCAACUUUUGGAGAGCUCCCAUUGCCAGCAUCCAGUCCUUCGAAUUGGACUUGCUCUAAGCCCAAGACCUCUCUCUCCCACCACCAUGCCCUCAUUGCCUGCCUUUCAAACCCCUUCCUUUCCACCCCUUUGCCCUAUCAAUCUUGCCUUCUCCCCUCUAUUGUGUUGAGGUGGUGCUGAUGAAUCUGCCAGAGUUGUGUUUUUAUUUAUUUAUUUAUUUAUUUAUUUAUUUAAUUUAUUUAUCUAUCUUUCUUAUCAUUUUCUCUCGAAAUCCCUCCAAGCCAAAAAGUAAAGGGUUCAAAAUAAUGGAGUACUGGGUCACAGGGAAUCCUCCUCUUCCCCUAGAUAUUAAUUCCAGAAAACAGGCCCAAAGAGGGCACCAGAGAGUCAUAUAAUAGUGCAAGAUGGAGGAUUGAUUUUUUUUUUUUAAUUCAUUUUGAUUAGCUUCGAGAUUGCUCAAAACUUUCUAAUUUCUGGCUCCAGGCCAGUAAACACAAAUAUUUCUUCAAGGGUUAAUGAAAUCCCUGCAAGUUUUAAUUUGAGAUUAUCUGCCACAAGACUGUAGGAUUUCUGAAAGGCGAAGGUGAUGACUCCUGCUUUUUUGAUCCUGCUCCUUCUUGUAAUACUCUUUUUCUCAGAGAAAUUGGAACUAGUUAAAGGUAUAAAACAAGAGGAAAAAAAUACAUCAUGGGAGAUGACAAUAGAGGAAAGCAAUGAAUCACUUCAGAAAUACUUACCGCUCUCAAAAGGGUUACAAUAUAUAUGCUUCUUCAAGCCUACUCACUUUACAAUUUUGCUGCUGUGGGCUGAAAAUUCUAGCUGAGGAAAAUCACUGGGAUUUCAUAUCUUAAAAUGCAAUCUUGCUGACUGUUGUGAUACUGUGUGGGGUUUUAUUCAGUUUCUAAAUGGCACAGGGUUUGGUCCUUAGUAUUUUAGUUUUGCUCUCUGGCAUUUGCAGUGUAGAAUAGUGAUCAAUGGGCCUCAGGCAUAGUUCUUCAGCCACCUUGAGACCAAUAAAAUGAACAAUCACACUCUGACCCUACACCUUGUUCCCACUCCUUCCAAAAUUACUUCUGGUGAUUUGUGUUGCCAUUUAAUCACUUCUUUAAUAAAGACAUUCAAUCCCA
Messenger RNA from Sus scrofa (pig), 1503 nucleotides. It is a transcript of the gene MLLT11, whose product is annotated as MLLT11 transcription factor 7 cofactor. Gene Ontology annotation, biological process: positive regulation of DNA-templated transcription; positive regulation of release of cytochrome c from mitochondria; apoptotic signaling pathway. Gene Ontology annotation, cellular component: cytosol; nucleoplasm. NCBI's taxonomy places the organism in Eukaryota, Metazoa, Chordata, Mammalia, Artiodactyla, Suidae. The record is from RefSeq and is marked validated.